This is a messenger RNA of Paramecium octaurelia, 456 nucleotides long. NCBI's taxonomy places the organism in Eukaryota, Ciliophora, Oligohymenophorea, Peniculida, Parameciidae. The record is from the annotation of a GenBank genome assembly.
AUGGAAUACACAUAGGAUUAAAUUCAAGAUAUCAUAAGUUUCGUUGCUCAAAAGUGGGACGAGAGACUCUUUGAACAAGCAAAGACCAAAUUCCACUCCGUUGUCGAAAUCGAUUAUACAUCUUUAGGUGCCCCAUCGAUUACCUAAGAUCCAAUUGAAACCUUAUGUAACAAUUGGAAGAUAGUCCUAAGCGGAUUCGAUAAAACUGUGCAUACAGUGAAAGUAAAUUAAAUUGAGCAGGAGAAUGACUUAAUUGUAGUGCAUUCAUCAGUGAAUGCAUAUCAUUUUAUAGCACAUGUGGAGGAGGGAGAAGAAUGGACAUUGAAUGGACGUUAUGUGCACAAGUUGAAGAGCAUUGAUGGAACUCUCAAAAUCGUUUACAUGAAACUGUAGGUAGAGGAAUAAAAGGGUAACCUAAAGUUAAUUAUGGAGUCAACCAAGAGAACAAUGUAAUGA